This is a messenger RNA of Scophthalmus maximus (turbot), 9767 nucleotides long. RefSeq names its product volume-regulated anion channel subunit LRRC8D. The record is from RefSeq and is a predicted model, not a curated record. Lineage: Eukaryota; Metazoa; Chordata; Actinopteri; Pleuronectiformes; Scophthalmidae. The coding region runs from base 6849 to 9524 and encodes 891 amino acids. The transcript has 5 exons. Gene Ontology annotation, molecular function: protein binding.
CAGAGGGCCAGAGAUGCACAGAGGAAUCGAACAACACCCAGCCACUAAAUAAUGCAGCAUAGAUGGGCCCCAAAAGACCAAAAAGUUCAUGAAACCAUUAAAUCUUUGAUCAAAAGAAAAUAAAGUCAGACACCGUUACUACAUUCUCAUUUAUUUCUCAUUUAUUUUCCUGUGUGAGAGAAGCCAAUACGAAAUUCCAUUAUACCUGAGUGUACUGACAAUAAAGAUCAUUCUACUCCCUGAUUUGCUGUACCCAUGAAAUAGAAUACAAUUGCUUCCGGGAUCACUGUUAAAAGCUGUUUCCCGUUCAUGUGAAAAAAAGUAUUUUCUAAAUACGAAGCUGUUGUCAAGUACUGUCACGUAGUGAGGUCUUAAUCUGACCUCAGAUUGAAAUCAAAUCAUCAAGGCCCGCAUAUGAACCGAAACCCAAGCAUCUCUCAAUGUGGCAAUAUAUAUUUUGCAGACAUCUCAUUUGACUCCUGGUAUGAGCAGCAUAACAUGGAGCUGUGUUCACCUUGAUGUGCACGGAGUGAGGCAUGCCAGAGCACUGUGGUUGAUGUGGCAGGGGGCUCGCAACCUUUCCCCAGGGGCUGUGAGGGAGAGGAGACGAGAAGAGUGCAGGGGGCUGAGACGGGCUGGUGGGUUUGGUGGCUUUUGUUUUGCCUCAUUUGUUCUUUUGGGGGUUCAGGGGCUUCUUGUUCCCCCAACGGUGACAGAGAACUGCCUUUCUAGGAACCUGAAAGUCGGGCAGGGGUGGGGAAGAAUGUAACUGUUCAUUUACUAUGACUUUUUAAGUGUCUUUAUUUUAUAGUAAUGGAUAUGGGUUACCUGAGGAGUUGAGAAUAUUCUUGAAUUGAUACUUAAUACUCCCAAUAAUAAUUUCUUUGCUUAAAAUAUAUAUUUGAAGAAUUCCACAAAACAAAAAUUCCAACCGAAGUGAAAGCUGUUUCCCACACGGUUUCUCUUCAGCAUUUUUGGAAAAAAAGUUUGCGAAAUCUAGCUUUUAUAUCAGUGGUGCCUUUAAAUAUCCUCAGAGUACUUAGUUGAAAAUACUCUAGAGGCUUAUAUGUCUUAAAGGGGCACUCCCUUUACUAUUCAACUUCAGAAGUUGCAUGUCCUCUGCUGAUGGAGCUUUCCAAAGUUUUUACCAUCAUCUCAAAUAACCCUGAUUAUGUCAUGGGUCAAGGUUUUCUCCAUUUGUGCUUUCAGAGUAAAAGGAUCUAUCAAUCUAUCUAUCUAUCUAUCUAUCUAUCCAUCUAUCUUUCAUUCUUUCUUUACUGGGCUGUUGAGCUGCAUUAUGCGGCAGAGAAGUCCAAGUUUUUUGUGGAACUUUACCCAUAUUGGGGCACUAUACGUCAUGAUAUUUUGAUCAACACUGCACUGAUUUUUCCUUUUAUUUUAAUGUUUUUUUAAUGUCUCCUGCAAGUCCCCCAACUUCAUGAAAGUGAACUAAUAAAUCGCAGUAACACACUUGGGUUGAGCGGACGCUUGAUGCAAGAAUAAAUUGGAUGUAAGGCAUAAUAGCAAAAUAAUGCUUGAUUUAAAGUGGCUGUCCGACACUAAACAUCAGAUAGACACGGUUAGCAACUUAGUGGGGAGCAAAGUUUUUACCACUUAAGAAAUGGUAAAAUCCCAGUGUAGUGUUUACAGGCCAGUUAAUAAAACUCAAUUUCAGUUCAGAGAGAUAAAUAUGUUUUAACGACUGUGCAAGAUUCUGCCCAAGUUUAUCACAUCACGGAUAUCUCGAUGAAGAAGCAUGUGGUCAUGCAUAUACUGUAUAAAUAGAUACAGACAGAUUUACAGUAGACCACUACAUGUCAAAGAAGCUCACUCAGUAGAACAUUUUAAAUCUAGAUAGAAAAGCCUCUACUCAUUAGUAUAGCCGACCAUAGUACAUCAUCACUUAUUUUUUGAACUUAUUUUUUUUAUUUAUGUUUUUUUUAUUGUUUUAUACUUACUGUUUUAAUGCUGUUCAGUUGUCUUAUUGUUGUCUGUUAUUUUAUGUGUUCCUUUCAUUGUAAAGUGCUUUGAGACGUAAUGGGUAAUGGUGAUUUUACACUUGAAUAUAUAUAGAAUAUAUGAAUAUAUUUUGAUUGAUUUUUGAUUCAUUGACCAAUAUUCCUUCAAAUACCAUUGAAAUUGUACAUGAUAGAUGUUGCAUCAGAGCAAAAACAAAAAAGGACAAAGCGAUAACUUUGCUGAGUCACAGUCCUUGCUCAAGUUUCACAGUCAUGCAAAUUACAACUGAAUCACUCAAAAUUAAAUAUACAUAUCUAGGUGGCAUUUACUGACAUUUGUAUACCUGUAAAAGAGAACCUGAUUAUGAACAUCUUUGUCUACUUUCUCAGUGUGUCUCGCGUGAACGUGGGUGUUUCACAGUAGGUGAGAUAUAACAUCCUUACUUCAAAAGAAUUGCCGUGAGUGAUCACAGAAUGAAAAAUAUAACAUUAUCAGGCAGCCUCGGGGUCAGGCCGUGGUGUCAGCUCUUAAGGUGUUUAUCUGUGUCACUUCAGUGGCUGGCGGAUGACAGUGGUUUCAGUUAGGGGACUUGACAAAAUGAAGUGCAGUGCCACUUUCUCACGGCCAACAACUUCUCUUUCUUUCUGUCACCCUUUUCCCCCCUCCCACCCAUUUUCUCUCACUUUGGUUGGCAAAAGAGCAAAGUUUACAGACAGUGCAGGACUUUCUUGUCUCGUCAGACGAGGGCAAGGGAGAGAAAAAAGUCUGAGAGCUUCAUGACAUAUUUAUGUUGAUAUUGGUUAUGUACAGUUAGCACAUCGAGACACUUUACCACGAAUUCGAUUUCACAAUAUAACAAAGGAGGAGCAGUGGUGACCGGGAAAAAAAGACUUGUUUUGCAUGAUGGAUUAAGAAUUUUAAUUACUAAAAUGUACUAUUGCCAUGGGAACUUUGGGUUGUACCUGCUUUCAAUACCACAGGGUCAUGUACAAAAUAAAGCCACAACACCUCUCAACUAUAGGCCCCUGCCUCCCACUGAACAGGAAGCAAGUGUUUUGCCGUCUGUGUCACAACUUAUCGCAUUAUCCUACGCUUUUCAAUCAAUUUCUGUCAGAUUCAAAGCAUCACUGAUUCAGCUUGAAACCAAACUGCAGAGCUUUCCGUCAAACUUACUGGAGAAAAGACUUCAGUUGUGGAACAAAUUGCCUCUGCAGUGGUGCCUAUAUGGAAACAUUCUCCAUACAAAUAAAACGAUGACGGCGAUAUUGUCGGUGGUAAUGAUGGGCAUCCCCACUCCCACACAUGCAGCCGACUCUCUGAGUUUUGCAUCACUUCGAGAAUGCAGGGUUACAGAAAGGUAAGGGGUGUGAGAACUACAAAAUGAAAUGGUACCCAAGACAGCCACUGCCUACAUUGGCAACAUUUGUGUUGGUGUACGUAGUGAGAGCCUAAAUGUAUCAGAACAACCCUGAAUAGUAAAUAACUGUAAGAUCCUAUGCAAUUAUUUACCCUUAUGUCAAGCAAAUAGUAAAUGGACUGUAUUUAUUUAGAACUUUUCUAGUCAUAUCGACUUCUCAAAGCACUUAAUAUUUUUGUGUGUCUCAUUUCAUGUCUUGUUUCGCGUAAAUCAGAAGCAGUAACAUAGUGUGUGUGUGUGUGUGUGUGUGUGUGUGUGUGUGUGUGUGUGUGUGUGUGUGUGUGUGUGUGUGUGUGUGUGUGCGCGUGUUGUGUCUCAACUGUUCGUACAGAUCUUAUAAAUUUGACGCGCUCAGGUCUGUAGCAAACUGUGAUGUUCUUCACGACAUAGACGUAUGAAUCCUGUCACUUAACACAACCCCACCCAAAACACUGCUGCCACAAUGGGCGCUUGGGUUCACGCGCGCGUGUUUGUUGCAGAUGAAAAGGUGUGAAGUCGUAGGAACUUUUCACAGCAGAACCUUGAAACCGAGGGGGGGAGAAAGGGUAUCGGCUACUGGUUGUGUCGGGCGGGCCACACCGCAGCGCGCUCUCUAAUUUUAAAGCUAUAUUUCCCUGAAAGGCUUUUCAACAAAACACAAUUACUUUCUCUCACAUCAUUGAACCAGAAUGACCCUCCUGAAAAUCAAACUUGUAACGAGAAAAGAAACCAAUCACAAUCACAUUGUUAUUUUAUGUUUUUUUUACCCGUGUUACAGUUGACUUGCGACAUGAUGUAAUAAAGCAUUUAGUUUCAAGGAGUAAUUAGACAUUCACUUUCUUAUAUGCUGCAUGGAAAUAUUGAUACCACUCUCCUCUUUUAUGUCCCAGAAGCCAGUUAGCUUAGCUUAGCACAAAGCCAAGCUCUUGUGGCUCUUGGGAUGACAAUAUGCUCUGUAUCUGCUGGACGUGGAAACAGGCCAUAACAACUAAUGGCUCAGACGAACAAAUGACUAUCACAACAUGCAGUCGCACCUGUCCCCUGCUGGCUGCUUUUCCCACUCGACGUAAAAAAAACGUGUCCUCCAUCCCCAGCUGCCAUGUUUGCGAGUUGGAAAAUAUACCGGGGGGUCCACCCCCUUCAACUAAGUAGGCAUAAUGGGGACCGUUGAGGGUGAGAAGUGGCCACCCUUUAACACUUUUCGACCCUUUUGAGCGCACCAUCCCAUCCGCCAUCUUUUUAGACAACGUCAGCCGAUCCGUCCAUCAGUUUGUUCUAGACUGCAGUAUCUAACCGACCGUUGAAUGGAUUGUUUUCCGAAACUUAAUAAAAGACAUUGGACCCCAGAUUUAUUUGGUGACCUUUCCUCUGGCGAUACCAUGAGGUUUUGUGUGCAAGGAUUUUCAGUGAAUUUGGCUUAGUUUAAUGUGUUUAAUGUGUCCAUUACUUUGGUUUGUGACCAAAUGUCUUAUAAAUAAUGCUCUAUCAGGACACGUUCCAUGUGAAUGAUUGCGUGCACACAUUCUUCCAGAUGCAUGGAAAGAUCUGUGUCAAGGCUGUAGAACUGCUUCACAACAGAUUGAAAUGCAGCCACAGUCUGCCUGUGCAACCCUGCACUGGGAUUCUUCAUGCUGAGGAUUGCGCAGGUGACCUCUGCUACUGUUUUAGGUUUUAACAUGUUCGUUUUUUUAAAACACAGUAAUCCAGGCACAGUGUACAGUGUGUGAUGACCCCCUACCCUUUUGCUCUUAUCCUGUGGCUGCAUUCCGGUUAUCAGGUGGGCGUGGCAGUGCUCGUCUGUGCCAAAUGGUGACCCCUGACGUCGGGGUUCCCAGUGGGCACAAGUGUGCAGUCUCCCUGUCAGCUUCACAGUGAGCAGCUGCUGACUUUGGUCUUGUCGUUUAAGUUUGUGUAAUGAAUUCCAAUUUCAUUGUUUAAAUCUUGUGUUGGUGGUUUUGUCACGGCCAUUGUCCGUGUCCCAGUUGCACCUUCACUCGUUAUCAGGAGAGUUUUCUGUGGCAGCAAUAAACGCCCGUCUCACUCACAUGUACCCCUUGGCACAGAUGCUGCAACUACCACACUUUGCACUCACACUACUGCACAGCAUACACAAUGAAUACACACACCAGCUGUGUAGUGUAGAUCACAUUGUGGUUCACUGUCAGUUUGCGUCUUUGAUUCUGCACGACACAGAUACAAAAGAAACCACUCACUGACUUACACAUGACCCACACGUGCACACGUGUGAGAGGGUUAAACACGCAUAUGCACUCUCAAAUGUUACAUUACACUGUUCGACGGUGACACGAGCGCAUGCGGUGGGCUGCUUGUUGAGUCAAAUACUGCUGUUAAACUCGCAGCACUUUAACUUUGAGCACUCCCUGCUGGAUAUUGCUGGAUGUGGUGUUGUCGUUUUAGUUUUGUAGGGAACCCAAUAGUCACGUAUGGGACAGAAGUGAAGGCAGUGGGACCAAAACUAAAUUUAACAGAAGAGACCUAUGAUCAGGUUUAUUACGCGGGAAAACUGUUAAGGUUUCCAAUUACCUUAACAUAAAAUAAGACAAUUUCAGUAAGUACAUAAAUGGUGGAAAGUAACAAAGUACAUCUGGUGAGUAUUAUUACAUUAAUACCCAAGCAGAAUAUAAAAAUAAGAUAUAAUGAUCUCCACCUCAGCGGCACCAUUUAAAUUCUGAAAACGACCGUUCUGCAUAGUAAGUACAUAUAUUUCAUACUGUGAGAACAUUUUCCAAUAUUUUUCUUGUGAUUGUUAUAUAAUUCUAAUAAUCAGAGUAAUUCGGUUAUGAAGGAGUUAAAGAGUAUAGGCGUGACUUCGGUGGGUCUUGAAUGGGCCUCCAAGUGUUGAAUUAGAUUUUUCAGUCACACAUCCCCCAUUGCCAUGGUAACCCUUUCGAAACGCUGAGUGCCGGCCAGCCAAGGAGGAGUUUUGUUGUAAGUUUCAGGAGUUUUUCUCAGCACAACCGGACAGUACCGGAAUCAAGUUUCUGCGAGGAGGCUGUGAGCUGAUCAGAAGAGGGGGAGAAAAGUCAGACAGCAAGUUCUCUCCCCAAGGUAGGUAAAAAAUUCAUCUUGGUUGUAAUAAAAAAAUGAAAACUUUCUCAGAAUAUAGCGUGUGCAUUGGACCUCAAUGUUAAUAGGAAGAAGAUGUUUGAGAAAAUCUUUCAAAGGGAUUUGUACUGGGUACAUCGUAUUCUGUAACCGGAUCAGGAUCUUCCUGGAUCAGGCCUUGGUAACAUACUGUUGUUCAAUUGCUAUUAACACAUAUUUUUGAUAGCUGGUAUUACACCCCAUAAUAUUUAGAGAAAUUCAAAUAAUUGCUCUUGCAGGAACUGGUGGCCAGUAGUUUGAUGAUCCGCCUGUAGAGCCAUAACACGAUACACCUGCCAAUAUCAGACUCAUCUCUGUACAUCACCACAUCAGUUUAUGUGCAUGACUUCAUCUCUUACAGUCGUCCUUGGAGGACCCAGAGGUCACCAUGUUUUCCCUGUCAGAGCUGGCGCCUAUCAACCAGCAUCAGAGCAGGUCUAAAUUGUUGAAGCCCUGGUGGGAGGUCUUCAUGGACUAUCUGGUGGUCCUGAUGCUGAUGACGUCUGUCUUGGCGUGCACUGAGCAGCUGUCCCGGGAUCGAGUGGUCUGCAUUCCCUUGGAUCCAUUUGUAACCGCGAAUACCAGCGAUCACGGUUCCUCACCCAGCGGCGAUGUGGCCCCGACGACUCCAUCGUCAAAGCACAUUCCGCAACACAGCAGCCCACAUCUUCACUCUGCACCCCGGGGUCGACGGACUCAUCUGGUCUACCAGCAGUACGUUUACAUUAGCCAGGUGUGCUACCAUGAGGCUUUGCCGUUGUGCUCCCGCUUCUUUCCCUACAUCGCCUUGCUGCAGUCCCUGGUGCUGGUAGCCAGCGGCUCCUUCUGGCUCCACUUCCCCCACACCUCUGCCCGCAUAGAGCACUUCCUGGCCAUCUUGGCAAAGUGCUGCGAGUCGCCCUGGACAUCUCAAGCCCUGUCCCGUGCCGCACAGCAGGAGAACAUCCAAGAGAGGGAGGCGGAGCGACGGCCCCCCCAAUCUCCUGCCUUUCCACCUUCUCCCCCGGUGGCCCGCGCAAGACGUCCGAGCGCAGACUCGGGCACAGACAGCCCACUUUUGAAGAGGUCGGACAGCGUGUCCUCGGCCAUCCCUCCCUCCCCGUGCCCCUCCACCCUCUCCUGUGACUCCACCAUGUCGUCCGUAUCCAUCGGGUCCCGGGUGCACUCUCCUGGUUCCAAGCCAUCGGUUGUGGUUGACAAUCCCAGGCAGGUAAUCAGUCUGGAUAAAAGUGACGGGGAACAGGCCAGGGCGCUGUUCGAGAGGGUCAGGAAAUUUCGAUCCCACUGUGAAAGCUCAGCUGUCAUCUACAAGGUCUACUUGGCUCAGACGAUAUUCAAAUUGCUGAUGGUGUCUCUCAUCUUGAGUUACACCAUCCCUCUUCUCGGCAGCUUAUCCUUCACGCACACGUGUCACCCCGAGGAGCACGCCCUGGUGGGCUACGCCACCUUUGAGUGCAUCCACGUGCUCUCCUCGCUUCUGCGCAAACUGCUGGUGGCCUACCUGACCCUGCUGGGGCUGUACGGCCUGCUCAACGUUUACACCCUCAGCUGGAUUUUACACAGCUCUUUACGACAGUAUUCCUUCCUCUCACUGAAGGAGUUGUGCUCCCUGAGAGACGUCCCAGACCUGAGAAAUGACCUGGCCUUUCUGUUACACAUGCUAGACCAGUACGACCCCUUGCUGGCCCAGCGUCUGUCCGUGUUUUUGUCACCGGUCAGUGAGAGUCGGCUGCUGGAGGAAAGCUUGGAGAGGCGCUGGGGGGAGGAGAAGCUGCGCGCCAUGACCAGUGUGGACGCGGAGGGCUGCUCCAGACUGCAGCUGGUGGCCCUGCCUCACCUUCCUCCAGCCCUCUUCACCCUCAGCCAGCUUCAGGUUCUCAAACUGGAGCUCAUCAAAGAUGCCAGGUUUGCUGCACAGGUAGCCAACAUGACCUCACUCAGAGAGCUCCACCUUUACCACUGCAGAGCAGCAGUGGAACCCAGUGCACUUGGAGUCCUCCAGGAACGCCUUGAGGUCUUCCACCUCACCUUCACUCAGGCAUCAGAGAUCCCCAGCUGGGUCCUGUCGCUCCGCAGCCUGCACGAGCUCCACCUCUCUGGUCGCCUGUGCAGCGAAGGCGGGGUGGGCCGCAGCUGGGCACUCGGCAGCCUCCGCCAACUGCGUCACCUCCGCGUACUGGUGAUUCGAGGCACGUUACAGCGGAUCCCCGGAGAGGUGUCUGAGGUGGCGGGCAGCUUGGUGAGGCUGGAGAUCUACAAUGAGGGCACCAGGCUGCUUGUGCUGACGGGACUGAAGCGAUUGGGCGACCUGACGGAGCUGCUGCUGCAGGACUGCCAGCUCGAGCGUUUGCCCUCUGCACUUCUGGCUCUGACCAAGCUGCGGACCCUUGACCUGCAGCAUAAUAACCUGAGAACUCUGGAGGAGCUGCUUAGUCUGGCUCAUCUGCGGCAUCUUUCUUGCCUCAGACUCGCCUAUAAUCGCGUUCUGGUGCUGCCAGCUAGUGUUGGUGUGCUCCGAGGCCUAGAGCUCCUAGAUCUGUCCAACAACCAGCUCCAGAGCCUUCCCCCAGCGCUCUUCACUCUUCGCCGCCUUCGUAGGCUCCUGCUGGCUGGCAACCUGAUCGAGGACCUGCCUGCCGAGAUAAAGGCACUGCAGCUGCUUACAGAGAUCGACCUCAGUGGGAACAGGCUUGAAAACCUGCCCCCUGUGCUGUUCAGUGGUUGUCUGGAGCUGCGCAUCCUAAAUGUGGCUCACAACUCUCUAAGUUCAUUACCUAGGGGAAUUGCAGCUUUGAGUGAGUUGUGCAGGUUGGACUUGCGCAGUAACAGUCUGGAGGAACUGCCUGCUGAACUGGGCUGUUGCACAAGAUUGCAUAGAGUUGGCCUUCUGGUGGAAGACUGGUUGUUCCUUUCUUUGCCUCCCCAUGUCAGGGACUUCCUGGGCCGAUCUCGCCCCACCUCUGAUGCAUACUCAGAGGGCCAUUCCCGGCCAGAGUCUGACAGUUUCCCAUACUUCUCUCCGACACAGUGGAGCUUCUCUUCUGCUCUGGAAUCUCAGAUUUAAGACUAAUGACUAUCCCAAUAUUCACAAUAUUCUUGCAAGCAUCUUUGCGCACUGAUAUGUUUUAUAUUUUUUAUGGGGUUUAAAUUUGCCAUGCUUUUGUGUACAUUUGUCGGGCAAUCUGUUAGGAUGUCGUUUUCCUGUUGGUCCUUCUGAUAUGGUGCUUGAAUACAACAAUCUUGUUGUAUGUACAACUCAGCAUAGAUAGCACAUAUUCUGAACAAUAAACACUAUCAUUUCUGUUGA